AUGGGCGAAAAUGUGAGUUUUUGGGAAAGCCUUGUGACCGGACAUCCUGUGUGUCCUGAAUGGAAGCAAGAGGCUGAGGGAUCUAUUUACCACCUGGCCAGUGUUCUAUUUGUGUUGGGCUGUAUGGGCGGAAGUGGUUUCUUUGGGCUUCUAUAUGUUUAUGCCUUCUUUGCUUUGAGUUUUCUCUGUACCUGUAUAUGGGCCUGGCUGGAUGUCUGUGCUGCAGAUGUCUUCUCCUGGAACUUCAUUCUUCUUAUGAUCUGUAUUGCGCAGAUCAUUCAUCUUGCCUACCAGCUGAGAAGUGUCACCUUUGACAAAGAAUUCCAAGAUGUGUACAGUGCAGUCUUUCAACCCCUGGGGAUCUCACUAACUGUAUUCCGGAAGAUCAUUUCAUACUGUAAUGCAGAGGUGGUCACGUUGGAAAGGGAGCAUUGUUAUGCAGUUCAAGGCAAAACUCCCAUUGAUAAACUUUCUAUGCUUGUGUCUGGAAGGAUACGUGUGACAGUCGAUGGUGAGUUUCUUCAUUACAUCUUUCCGCUCCAGUUUUUGGAUUCACCGGAGUGGGAUUCACUCAGACCCUCUGAAGAAGGGCUUUUUCAGGUAACUCUAACUGCAGAAACAAAGUGCCGAUACAUUACCUGGAGGAGGAAAAAACUGUAUUUAUUAUUUGCCAAGCACCGCUUCAUCUCAAGACUCUUUUCAGUGUUGAUUAGGGGAGACAUUGCAGAUAAACUCUAUGCAUUAAAUGAAAAGGUGUUUGUGGACAGUGGGUUUCGAUUUGACAUCCGAUUACCCAACUAUUAUCACAUGGCCUUACCACAGCCAUCAAAUAUGGCCACGCCCACUAUUCGUGUUCAGGACUUUUCUACGAGGAGGAAAGCAGCCAAACGACCAUAA
Messenger RNA from Staurois parvus, 897 nucleotides. The record is from the annotation of a GenBank genome assembly. Lineage: Eukaryota; Metazoa; Chordata; Amphibia; Anura; Ranidae.